Messenger RNA from Doryrhamphus excisus (bluestripe pipefish), 4661 nucleotides. Lineage: Eukaryota; Metazoa; Chordata; Actinopteri; Syngnathiformes; Syngnathidae. The record is from RefSeq and is a predicted model, not a curated record.
UAUCCCCCUACAGUUUUCGUCGCCUCGUGCAAGUGGGCGGUAACCUCUGGAGCGAACACAAGCUGCUAAUAACAAUAUCACAAUAUUGAUAGUGUACAUAAGUCAUGUUUCGACUUUCGACAUUCAAAUGCCGUUUGGUGACUUAGUGGGGAUAUGUAUUUAUUUAUUGCAAGGGAUUAGUCAGUUAAAAAAAAAAGACUCCUGAAAAAAGACCCAGUCGGAGGAAUGGCAGCAGCUCUGACAACUUGGAUUGUUAAUAUGUACUACGCGAAAUGACAACGAUAUGUUUUUUUAUUUUUACGUAGUAUGAUAUAUGUGGAUUUAUAUGUGAACCCUUUCGCGUCAUUUAAUGUGCGCGCUUUUAAACCAUUCGACGUGCUUUUGCCUUCCAAGGGGCUGAAUUAGUGGGAGCUACUAGACGCGCGUUUCCACGCAACAGAGCAGCAGAGAAACGGAUGAGGAAUAGAUGAGCUUUUUUACACGAAGCCUGUUUAGAAGCUUUUUACUAUGGAGCGUCAAGAUGGGCUCAAUGGUGCCGUUGAGAGCUUAAACCAUCAGAACGCAAUGGAUGGGCCUGGCUCCCCCACACUGAGCUCCAAGCAGGAAGACCUCAGCAUCAUGAAUAGAAGUGACAACUAUUGGCCGGUUCCUAAUGAGGAGAAGAAUUUGGACAUGGACAACACCAAGACCAAGAACUCAAUACAAAUGAAAAAUCUUAAUGUUGAUGACCGAACUCCCCUGUGCGUUGCGUUGGGCCCAUAUUUUGCUGAUGGCAAGCGGCGAGUGGACUACGUGCUGGCCUAUCACAUUCAGAAACCCAACAGUGCGCGGCGCAAACCUCCCAAGUUUGCAGACGGCAACUUUGUUCGCCGGCUCCGACGCAGUCUGAGCUUGAGAAACAGCCGUGCACCGCUGCAGCCCAAAGAGGACCCAGAGAUUGCUGCCCAAGAACAACAGACUGAUUAUCAUGAAGAUGAUAAGCGGUUCCGGCGGGAAGAGUUUGAAGAGAACCUCCAAGAGACUGGGCUGCAGUUGGAAAAGGAUGAGCAGAAUAAGAUUCCGGGAGUUGUCUUUUUGAAGAUCCAUGCUCCAUGGAAUGUCCUUUGUCGGGAGGCUGAGUUCAUGAAACUUAAAAUGCCAACAACCAAGGUUUUUGAUGUGAAACAAGGAGGUAAUAUUGUUGAAAAGAUUCGACUGUUCAUACACAAAGUCACAGCACCUCUGCACCCAAAAGUGGACACCCUUCAGCCACAAAGUGUGAAAUCCCUCAGUCACCCUUUCUCCAGAGAGAAGGAGCACCUAUUUGAUCUGUCAGACAGAGACAAGUUCUUUGACAGCAAGACCAGGAGUGCAAUAGUGUAUGAAGUGCUCAAAAGGACAAGAUGCACCCGGGCUACAUACUCAAUGGGGAUUACCAGUCUACUGGCCAAUGGUGUUUAUACUGCAGCUUACCCCCUUCAUGAUGGUGACAUUGAAGGAGUGAAUGCUGAACCUAAUGACAGAAAGACAUUGUAUGAGGAGUGGGCCAGCUACAGUGUAUUCUACAAGUACCAACCCAUUGGACUAAUUAGGAAAUAUUUUGGGGAGAAGGUUGGAUUGUACUUUGCGUGGCUGGGAGUCUACACACAAAUGUUGAUCCCUGCAGCCAUCGUUGGAGUCAUUGUCUUCCUCUAUGGUUGUGCUACUGUUGAUGAUAACAUACCAAGUAUGGAGAUUUGUGAUCCGAGGAACAACAUCACCAUGUGCCCGCUUUGCGAUAGUGCCUGUAGCUAUUGGAAGCUUGUGACGGCAUGUGGUACUGCCCGAGCCAGCCACCUCUUUGACAACCCGGCAACCGUCUUUUUCUCCAUUUUCAUGGCCCUGUGGGCCGUUCUCUUCAUGGAGCACUGGAAGAGGCGGCAGAUCCGACUGAAUUAUGUUUGGGACCUGACGGGUUUUGGAGAGGAAGAGGAGGAGGAACACAAGGACCAUAACCGAGCUGAGUACGAGCUUCGUGUCAUGCAAAAAGCAAUGAGACAAGAAAAUUCAACCUCAAAGGGUGAGAAAGUGAAGCUGACAUGUACAGACAGACUGCCAGCUUACUUGACAGUGGUGGCCAUGAUGGCAUUCAUGAUCUCAGUGACGUUUGUCAUUGUCUUCGGUGUGAUCCUCUACCGGAUUAGCAUUAAGACGGCUUUGCACAUCAGCACCUACCCUGCAGCACGGUACAAUGUCCGGGCCACCGUCAAAACAACGGCUGCCAUCAUCAACCUCAUCGUCAUCAUCAUCUUAGAUGAAAUCUAUGGUGCUAUCGCACGCUGGCUCACUGUACUUGAGGUUCCAAAAACAGACAAAAGCUUUGAAGAGAGGCUUAUCUUCAAGACAUUUAUCUUGAAGUUUGUCAACGCUUUCACACCGAUUGUUUAUUUGGCCUUUUUUAGAGGACGGCUUGUGGGGCGGCCAGGAAAAUACCUGUAUGUUGUCGGAUCAUACAGAAUGGAAGAGUGUGCGCACGCAGGAUGCCUUAUGGAGUUAUGCAUCCAGUUAUGUAUCACCAUGCUUGGCAAACAGCUCAUCCAAAACAACCUGUUUGAGAUUGGCAUACCCAAGCUGAAAAAAAUGCUACGCAAGAAGUCGUCCGACCUAGACACAAAGCGAGAAGAGGAACUGGCCAAGACAUUGAAACGGCAUGAGAAGGAUCACUUCUUGGGCCCCUUUGUAGGCCUUAAUCCAGAGUAUAUGGAAAUGAUCAUCCAGUUUGGAAUGGUGACUCUUUUUGUGGCCUCGUUUCCUCUGGCGCCACUCUUUGCUCUUCUGAAUAACAUCAUUGAGAUACGCCUGGAUGCCAAAAAGUUUGUUAUGGAGCUUAGAAGGCCAAUUGCUGUCAAAGCCAAAGAUAUUGGUAUCUGGUACAACCUGUUAAGAGGCCUAAGCAAGGUGGCAGUUAUACUGAAUGCCUUUGUCAUCGCCUUCACAUCUGACUUCAUCCCACGGCUUGUCUACCUGUACAUGUACAGUCCUGAUGGCACCAUGCACGGCUUUGUCAAUCACACUCUGUCAUAUUUCAACGUGAGUGACUUUCAGCCAGGUACAGACCCUAUCCAGCCAAUGAUCCUUGGUCAUAAGGUAGAAACAUGCAGGUAUAAAGACUACAGAGAGCCUCCCUGGUCCAACACACCGUAUGAUCUCUCCAAGGAGUUUUGGGCCAUUCUUGCAGUCCGCCUUGCUUUUGUGGUUGUCUUCCAGAACGUGGUGAUGCUCAUGAGCGACUUUGUGGAUUGGUUGAUCCCAGACAUACCAAAGGACAUCAGUCUCCAGAUCCACAAGGAGAAGGUCCUCAUGGUGGAGAUGUUCAUGAAAGAAGAGCAAGGAAGGAGACUUGCCCUGCGAGAGAGUCACAGGGGGAACAAUAGCACUUCCCCGUCAUCCUCGAACAAGAGCCUACUACAACGCACUCGCAGCAAAACAUAAAUUACUCAAGUACCAGCUGUACGUUUAUUGGAAAAGAAGCACAAAUAUCUUUAAAAAAGAACACGGUACAACUCAUAACUAAGUUUAUAAAUGGAGGACUUUAAACAGUAGCUAGAAAAGCUUAUGCAAUUUCACAAAAGUAAGGCUUCUCCAUUUUGACUGUCUGUAGAAAUGACUUAAAACCUGAAACUUUCACAUAUUCACCAUUUUAGGGCUUUUUCAACAUGUACAUAUCUUUUUGAACCUAUAGCAACCUAGAGCCAUUUCUUCAAGUCAAUUGACGAGGGAUUUCUAAAGACAUCAUGGACUGGACAAGGCAAACAUGGACUAAGAAGGACGUGGAAAUAAGGAAACAUCAUGAGGGAUGAAAGGGCAUUUAUGAUCUCUCACACCUGGGACUCUCUCCUCCGGAGACCAUCGAGCAGCAGGGCUGAUGAGCACCACGUCACAGUGCUCAGGUGGCAGUUGAAACAUGUCAAGGUAAAAAAUAGAAUAUAAUACAGUGAAACCUCUGUUUGCAUCAUGAAUCUGUUCCAGAAGGUCCAACUCUAACCGAAACUGAUGUCCCACUGUAUAUCUCAAACCUAAAAAUGCACCACUGAAAUACACUCAAAUACACAUAGGAAAUACACAUAAGACAUUUCAAGAGAAAUGGAUACUCAGGUGUUAAUCAUUAUACUUUCUGGAGUCAUUUUUCAUGAGGAUUAGUCAAAUGAAAUGUUACUAGUUGUAUUUGGGAAACAAAAAUCCCAUUAUUUUCUGUUAUACGUGAAUAUAAACACCAGACAAAACGAUGCCAAACCCCACUUUAAUCUGAAAGGUAUUCUCAGGGAAGAAGCUUGUCUAGUUAAUCCGUCCAUGUUCGUCCAUACAAUGGAUAAAAUCCCCUGCUGUGUCUAUGCUUCCAUUGAAUUUUCUUUUUCUACAAAUGUUGGUCAUUACUGUUUUGAAGAGGUGUGGUUGUUAAUGUAUUUAGAUUUGGAGCUUUUUGGUUCUUUUGCGCUAAACAUUAUUUUCUGCUAUGUUUUUUGUAUUACAUGUAACAAGUUACAUGUGAAGGGGCAUCACAUGGUUACAUUUGCACAAUUCAACAUGUCUGAAAAGGAGUAGAAAGAAGAAGAGCAUAUGUUUAUCAGAAUAAGAAUCAAUUAUCCUACCCCUUCCCCAUGUCUAUUACUGAAGUAAUAGUAAUAAAUGAACCUUAACUUGUA